AUGUUUGAAGUACCUAUAGUAGCUCGCUCCCAAUCUUGCUUUGAAAGAAUUAUAUCAUCGCCUCUUGCUGAUAUAAUAGAAGAAAAUUAUGAAAACGAAUGCACUCAGCCUAAAGAAGAAAAAGCUAUAAUAGAAAACUUGCUACGUGAAAAAGAAGAAGAUGCUCACCUAAUUAAAAUGCUCAAGGGAUAUUCGUUUUCACUGCAAAAGAAAAUAGAUAGCAUGAAAUCAGCUGUGAACGCCCUGAAUGAUGAAUGUGAAUCAUUGAAGAACGCAUUGACUGAAAAUGAUAAUAAUAUUAGUAUCAGAUCAAACGGGCUAUUUGCGAAAGCAAUUGAAGCUAGAAAUAGGAAAGCAAGCUUUUCAGGGAAUUCGAGUAAUGAAAAUGAUAUUUAA
Molecule: messenger RNA, 396 nt
Organism: Blepharisma stoltei
Lineage: Eukaryota; Ciliophora; Heterotrichea; Heterotrichida; Blepharismidae
Source: the annotation of a GenBank genome assembly